GUCAUGUUUGAAGCCGCACAAUGGGCGGAGAUCACUGCUGUUUCCUUCCAAAAAUCAACUGAUGAUCAACCCACGGGAAACGGUUCCCAUGUAACGGGUUUAGAGCGACAUGCCAGGGCUUAGAGUGAUGGACUGGCUGUUUGACAGGAUUUCCCUGCAGAUGGAUUUACACCACCAGUGUUUGAUCUGUCGAUUAUAAUAUCGUUCAAUUAACACGUCAUCCACAAUCCCGCAUUCAUACUUCCAGCAUCGUUUUGCAUCCCACAUCCCUUCAGGAUUGUGUUUUUGGAUUAACAGGAUCUAAAACUCUGUUCUGGCCAGUGUUUGUGUUUUUAUGUGUUGUUCUGAGUCGUGGUCCAUCUUGAAAUCAUGGAGCCCAAUAUGGAGUACAUAGUGGCGCAGGUCACGCAGAAGGAGGUUGGACGACGAUUCCAAGUGGGGCCGGAAAUCAUAGACUACAUCCUGGACAGACAGAAGUCACAUGACUUGGAAAAUGAUCAGAGCAUGCUGGACAGGAUGGUGGACAGUCUGGCAACCUCAUGGGUCAACGCGAGCAAUUUCAAGGUGGCGCUGCUGGGAAUGGACAUAGUGUCUGCUUUAGUGACCAGACUACAGGAUCGCUUCAAAACACAAAUAGGAACAGUUCUGCCCAGUUUAAUUGAUCGUUUAGGCGAUUCUAAGGACCAGGUUCGAGAUCAAGCGCUGUCGCUCCUGUUAAAAAUGAUGGACCAAGCGGCCAAUCCACAGUAUGUUUGGGACCGAAUGCUGGCCGGAUUCAGACAUAAAAACAAUCGGACCAGAGAAGCUGUUUGCUUUUGCCUUAUUUCCACUCUUAAUGUAUACGGAGCUCAGGGUUUAACCCUUAGCAAGAUUGUUCCUCAUAUUUGUCAUCUGUUAGGAGAUCCAACUAGUCAGGUUCGGGACGGUGCGAUGAACUGUCUGGUGGAGAUUUACAGACACGUCGGGGAGAGAGUGAGGAUGGAUCUGGGGAAAAAGGGGCUGCCGCAGUCACGGCUGAAUGUGAUUUUCAGCAGGUUUGAUGAAGUCCAGCGUUCUGGAAACAUGAUCUUGUCCUCAGAUAAGAACAUCGAUGAUGACGAUUCGGUGGAUGGAGGUCGUUCCUCGUCGUCCUCUAAAGGAGCGUCAUCGGUGCGGCGGACGGGAUCCCUGCGCAGGCCGAGCUCCGCGUCCAGCACCAAGAGCUCAGGUAAAGAGAGCUCUGGUGCCGGUGCUGUCGAUGAAGAAGACUUCAUCCGUGCCUUUGAAGAUGUUCCCGCCGUACAGAUUUACUCAGCUCGAGAGCUUGAGGACUCCAUGAACAAGAUCCGAGAAAUUCUCUCCGAUGAAAAACACGAUUGGGAACAGCGAGUGGCUGCACUGAAGAAGGUUCGUUCUCUGCUGUUGGCCGGCGCGAGCGACUACGAUGGCUUUUCGCAGCAGUUACGGCAGCUGGAGGGACCGUUCAAACUCUCGGCCAAAGAUCUGCGCUCGCAGGUGGUGCGCGAGGCCUGUAUCACACUCGGGCACCUGUCAUCUGUGUUGGCCAAUAAAUUUGAUCACGGAGCCGAGAACAUCAUGCCAACGUUACUGAACCUCGUCCCCAACAGCGCUAAAGUUAUGGCCACGUCCGGGAUGGCGGCGAUCCGUCUCAUUAUACGGCACACUCACUACCCACGUCUGAUUCCCAUCAUGACCAGCAACUGCACAUCUAAAUCAGUGGCCGUCAGACGACGCUGUUAUGAGUUUUUAGAUCUUCUGCUUCAAGAGUGGCAGACGAAUUCUCUAGAGAGGCAUGUCGCUGUCCUGAUGGAAACCAUUAAGAAAGGAGUUCACGAUGCCGACUCCGAGGCCAGAUCGGUCGCUAGAAAAUGUUACUGGGGUUUCCACGCCCACUUCAGUAAGGAGGCGGAGCAUCUGUUUCAGGCGCUGGAACUGACCUAUCAGAAAGCGCUCCAGUCUCACCUGAAGAGCUCCGACAGCAUCAUGUCUCUGCCGCAGUCCGACCGCUCGUCCUCCAGCUCUCAGGAGAGCCUCACUCGGCCGCUGUCUGCCAAAACACCUGUCGGGAGCAACUUGAGCAAAACUAAAGUGGUGAGUUCUCGCGCGUCCUCUUCGUCCGGGUCUCUCCAGCGAUCGCGCAGCGAUGUGGACGUUAACGCCGCGGCCAGUGCCAAAUCACGAAUGCCCGCCGUUCCCACUGCCGCCCCCUUCAGCUCAGCCUCAGCGCUGCCGCCCGGUUCCUACGCCUCACUAGGUCGCGUGCGAACAAGACGACAGAGUUCAGAGACUGCGGUUGGGGGCGGAGCUCCUGUGACAGACAGCAGGGGGCGGAGCCGAGCCAAAGCCGUGUCCCAAUCACAACCGGGCAGCCGCUCCAGUUCACCCGGGAAACUCUUGGCUCGUUCUUCCGGGAGAGUCCCUCGAUCGGCCGGAUCCGCAGGAACCCCGUCGGACAAACGCAGUAAGAUCCCGCGCAGUCAAGGCUGCAGUCGAGAGACGAGCCCCAGCCGCGCACGAGACGUGCGGGCCAGUCGUAUCCCGCGGCCCAGCAUGAGUCAGGGCUGUAGUCGUGACACGAGUCGGGAGAGCAGCAGAGACACCAGUCCGGCUCGAGGGUUCAGUCCGCUGGCGUCCCACAGACACUCUCGCUCCACGAGCGCACUGACGUCCGCCGACGUCCUGCAGACAGAUCGUUUCGGUCUCAUCCAUCAGGCUCGUAUCUCGGCGUCUGUAAACGCCAUGCGGAUCUUGAACACGGGCACGGAGGUGGAAGCGGCCGUCGCAGACGCUCUGCUUUUAGGAGACUCCAGAAAAACGCGGCGGCCGAUGCUGCGGCGAUACGAGUCUCCCGGCAUGUACUCGGAUGACGACGCCAACAGCGACGCGUCCAGCGCCUGCUCCGAACGCUCCUUCGGCUCCCGUAACGGCGGCGUCCCGCAUUACCUGCGUCAGACGGAGGACGUGGCCGAGAUCCUGAACCACUGCGCCAGCUCCAACUGGUCCGAGAGGAAAGAGGGGCUGCUGGGACUCCAGAACCUCCUGAAGAGCCAAAGAGUCCUCAGUCGUGUGGAGCUGAAGAGGUUGUGUGAGAUCUUCACCAGGAUGUUUGCAGAUCCUCACAGCAAGGUGUUCAGCAUGUUUCUGGAGACGCUGGUGGACUUCAUCACGUUACACCGAGAGGAUCUUCAGGACUGGCUCUUUAUUCUCCUCACGCAGCUGCUGAAAAAAAUGGGGGCCGAUCUUCUCGGCUCCGUUCAGGCCAAAGUUCAGCGGGCCCUCGACGUCACCAGGGACUCUUUUCCCUACGAUCAGCAGUUCAACAUCCUGAUGCGGUUUAUCGUUGAUCAGACGCAGACCCCAAACCUCAAGGUGAAGGUGGCCAUCCUGAAGUACAUCGAAUCUUUAGCCAGACAGAUGGAUCCGUCAGACUUCGUGAACUCCAGCGAGACGCGUUUAGCCGUCUCUCGAAUCAUCACGUGGACCACAGAACCGAAGAGCUCCGACGUCAGGAAGGCUGCUCAGAUGGUUCUGAUCGCCCUGUUUGAGCUGAACACCCCAGAGUUCACCAUGCUGUUAGGCGCCCUACCCAAAACCUUCCAGGAUGGAGCCACUAAACUCCUGCACAACCAUCUGAAGAACAGCAGUAAUGUGGCUGCAGUGUCUCAGGCAUCUCCCAGCAGCGGCGGCAGUGUGGGACGCACCCCUCCACGACACCCGGUGACCCGCACAAGCCCUCUGACCUCACCCACCAACGGCUCACACGGAGGACUGUCACCCAGUAUGCUGGAGUAUGACACUGAGAACAUGAACUCAGAGGAGAUCUUCAGCUCGUUGAGAGGCGUAACCGAAGCCAUCCAGAGCUUCAGUUUCCGUAGUCAGGAAGACAUACUCGAGCCCAUCAAACGCGAUGGCAAGAAGGAAGAUACGACCAGUGUGGCGUCGUCCGGUGUGGAUCCUCGUCUGUCUGCUGGUGUGAUGGAGGGAGGCCGGACGGCGCUGGACAACAAGACGUCAUUAUUAAACACACCGUCCCCUCGAUCGUUCAGUGGCCCGUGGGCUCGGGAAUACAAUCCAUACAACUACAGCGACUCCAUCAGCACCUACGAGAAAGGAGCGCUUGCUGUGUUUGAUGAUGUGGAGCACAUCCGAGACGGUCGUCCACAGGACGGCGGAGAAAACAAAAUCAUGCAUCCAAAAAGUUUUUCUGCAGGACCCGGGCAGCACCUGGAGAUGGUUGGCGAGCUGCUGAAGGAGCUGUCCAAUCACAGCGACCGUGUGGAGGAGAGGCGGGCCGCUCUGCUGGAGCUGCUGAAGGUGACGCGUGACGACAGUUUGGCCGUGUGGGAGGAGCAUUUCAAAACCAUGCUGCUGCUGCUGCUGGAGACGCUGGGAGACAAAGACCACACCAUCCGAGCGCUGGCGCUGCGUGUCCUGAAGGAGAUCAUGCGCAGUCAACCGGCGCGCUUCAAAAACUAUGCAGAACUCACCAUCAUGAAAACCCUGGAGGCCCAUAAAGACUGUCACAAAGAGGUUGUACGAGCGGCAGAAGAAACGGCGUCCACUCUGGCCGGAUCCAUUCACUCGGAGCAGUGCAUCAAAGUCCUGUGUCCCAUCGUCCAGACGGCCGACUAUCCCAUCAACCUCGCCGCCAUUAAAAUGCAGACCAAAGUAAUCGAGCGCAUUUCCCAGGAUUCCCUGAUUCUGCUCCUGCCCGACAUCAUUCCGGGACUCUUACAGGGCUAUGAUAACACAGAGAGCAGCGUACGCAAGGCCAGUGUGUUUUGUUUGGUGGCCAUUUAUUCUGUCAUCGGUGAAGAUCUGAAGCCUCAUCUACAGCAGCUGACCGGCAGCAAGAUGAAGCUGUUGAAUCUGUACAUCAAGCGAGCUCAAACCACCAACAGCAACAGCAGCAGUUCUUCAGACGUGUCGUCUCACAGCUGAAUCAUUCCUCCGCUCACGCGUCCUCAAACUCUCUCCCAUGAUUUUGCACAUUUGCGAGUAGAUCUUCAGCUGCACGUGUGCAUUUGCUUCAUUAAUUGAACAGGUGCAAACACUUACACGAUUCAAGCGGAGCCCGCUGGGGUCUGCGAUCGGCUGCGUUAGAACAAACAUCUGCUACCAACAUAGUGUGUAUGUGCGUGUGCAGCAGUCGUGCCUCUGUGUGUAAGAGAAACUGUUUUUAUCGCUCUUUUAUUGUUGCCAUGGCGUAUAUCUUCCUCAUAUUCAAAGCACAUGUAACGUUCUCUCCGACCGGCCAAUCAGAAGUCGUUUUACCUCUCAUUAGUGAAUGUAACGCCCAUUUUUACGUCUUUAACGCUGCUGCCUCGAGUUCUCUAGGAUGCUCUUUUAGUAAUGAGAUUCAUUUUUGGGCAUUUAAGAAUAUGCAAGAACAGAGAUUGUAUUUGUACAGUAUUCCUUUUAUUUCCGGCCAACAGGCGAAGAGCUUGUGAUUAUAAGAAGGACGAAUAUUAGCACGAACUUAGUUCGAAAUCUCGCAUUCCUGCACUACAGAAGAAAUUUUAGGCGAACCACGAUUACUUCAACACUAACAUGGAGAUUUAUGAUAAGUGUGUCUCCUUUUGUGAUUUAAGGACCAUAUUGAUGUAUUAGAAUCUUCCUCAGUGUUCAUUCAAAAAUGAUCCAGAACAAAACCGAAUCAUUAAAUGAAAGAUUCACUUACAAAAGCAGAAUUCUAAACCUUUUAGAACGAUGAUUGUACCUAAAAAAUAAUCCAAAUUGGAUUUCUACUAGUCAAAUUGCUGUUUUAACCCAGCUGUUGCGGUUUUAGGAAGGUUUGCGCCUGUUUGUGCCGUUUAAAGUGCUCUGUUUGUCUUUUUGUACCCGGUUUUAAAUCUUGGUGCUUAAAUGAAUCACUCUGUGCUACUGCUGGAUGUUUCACAUCAGAUUUAAUUCAGUUUUAUUUUCUCCAAUUUGAUUUUAAAGGCCUUACAUCAGUUUAUGGAAACAAAGUCACACUAUUCGCUCUUGUUAGGAAUCCCAAAGAACAUUCCACACACACACACAAAAAAAAAUUGUGUUUUUGUGGAGUGAAUCAUUUACAAUCCUUCUAGUAACGAUUCAAAAAAGAUAAUAUAUUUUAAACAUUUCCUAUUUUCGAUUUCUGGACACUGCAUGCAAGCAAUCGAUUCACACUAAUUCAGUCUUUCACUACACAAACGUCACUACUGGUCAUUAUAUGUGAAGCUGAGAGAAUCAAAUAUAAGAUUUGUAAAUACUUUAUAGGGCACUACAUACGGACCUGCUUGAAUCUUUAAUUCAGUUUGAUAAGAGCAACUCAGAUCAGUGACUAGUUAACUGGAUGAAGUUGGUUAACUGAAGAAAGUUUUGCAUAAACGCUUCGCUGACGCCAGUAGAUUGAGACGUAGAGCUUGACAUGCUGCGCAUGCUUAUGUUUAAUAUCCACGUCUGUAUUUAUUUGACACUGCGGCUGUAUAUAUACACCACCUGUUUUUGUUCACGUUCACCUGUGUAGAAUUUGCAAUCUAGAUAAACCAAACCUGAGUUUUCCA
This is a messenger RNA of Labeo rohita (rohu), 6530 nucleotides long. It is a transcript of the gene clasp1b, whose product is annotated as CLIP-associating protein 1. The transcript has 40 exons. The coding region runs from base 370 to 4941 and encodes 1523 amino acids. Lineage: Eukaryota; Metazoa; Chordata; Actinopteri; Cypriniformes; Cyprinidae. Gene Ontology annotation, cellular component: microtubule organizing center; spindle microtubule; cytoplasmic microtubule. Gene Ontology annotation, biological process: mitotic spindle assembly. The record is from RefSeq and is a predicted model, not a curated record. Gene Ontology annotation, molecular function: kinetochore binding; microtubule binding.